AUGGAGCACACGAAUUACCCCAUCACUCACUGCGAUGCCCUCGUCGUUGGGGCCGGGUUUUCAGGCGUUUCCAUGCUUUAUCGCCUUCGCAAGCUGGGACUAAAUGCCAAGAUAUUUGAAGCGGGGGACGGUUUUGGUGGCACCUGGCACUGGAAUCGCUAUCCGGGGGCGAGGGUUGAUUCCGAGUUUCCCUUCUAUCAACUAACCAUCCCCGAGGUGUAUGAGACGUGGACCUUCAAAGAACGGUUUCCAGAUCAUCAUGAAUUGCGCGCCUACUUCGAGCACUGCGACAAGGUGCUAGACCUCCGAAAGGACACCCAGUUCAAUGCUCGAGUAAUAGAUUGCUCGUGGGAUGACAAUGCUGGCGAGUGGACAGUCAAGACGCAGCAAGGUCAUACUGCUAAGACAAGGUUUCUGCUCCUCUGCUCCGGUCUGCUCCAUCAAAAACACAUCCCCGAUCUCCCUGGGUUGAAGAACUACAAAGGCGACCUCUUUCACUCUUCAUUUUACCCAGAAGACCUCGACCUCAAAGGGAAGCGGGUCGCACUUGUAGGAACCGGCGCCACUGCUGUUCAAAUCACCCAAGAUGUCGCCAAACAAGCCGACCAUCUGACCAUCUUCAUGCGUCGACCUUCGAACUGCCUUCCAGCCGGUCAGAGGCAGGUUACUGAUGUGGAGAAUCGUGGCUGGCAUCCUUACCUUGGCUCGAUCUUCAAGCUUAGCCGGACAUCCAAGAAUGGCUUCCUGCCUACCACGCAGCCUACGGCCAGGACCGAAGAUGUGCCCGAAGCGGAGCGUCACAAGCUCUGGGAUGAGCUCUGGACCCGUGGCGCCUUUUCCUUCUGGAAUCAGAGUUAUGCUGACCUCAUGGUAUCCAAAGAGGCAAAUAAGCUACACUACGAGUUCUGGGCACGGAAAGUCCGCGCUAGGAUGACAGACGAGAAAAAGAUGCAACACAUGGCCCCUCUGCCAGUGGAGAAGAUGCCCUACUGGAUCUUCACAAAGCGGCCGCCAUUGGAAAUUGACUACUACGAAAUGGUAGACAAGCCGUGGGUCGAUGUCAUCAAUACCAAAGAGACGCCUUCGAAGGAGUUCAACGAGACAGGAAUCGAGAUGGACGACGGCACGCAGAUUGAUUUCGACGUCUUGAUCUUGGCUACAGGCUUUGAUGCAUUCAGUGGCUCGUUAACCAACAUGGGCCUCAAGAGCCGCAAAGGUACAGACUUGCGCGACUACUGGAGUGCCGGCAUCCGCUCGUACCUGGGUACCACAACGUCAGAAUUUCCCAACGCCUUCAUGACCUACUCGCCGCUCGCUCCGACCGCUCUUUCCAAUGGCACCAGUAUCAUCGAAGUACAAUGCGACUUUGCCGUGGCAGCCAUCAAGAAAAUCUUGGACUCGGAGAAACAAGGCCGAAGAAUCAAGUCUAUCGAGCCAGUGCCGGAGGCCGAGGACGAGUGGGAGGCAUACGUGGAUGCCCAGAAUGCGCCGACCCUGAUGCCGCUCACGGAAAGCUGGUGGACUGGCGCAAAUAUCCCCGGGAAGAAGCCACAGAUGUUGACGUAUCUCAAGGGCUUGUCUGUCUAUGAGAAAGAAAUUCAGGAAAAGUUGGAGAACUGGGAGGGUUUUGAUGUGCGGUACUGGGACAGUGUAGAAGGUGAGACAAGUACUCGGAAGAGGAAGGCUGAGCACAUUAGCCAUGUGGAAUAUGCGCAGCAGGAUCUAGAUGAAGCAAGUGAGGCAAGGGAGGUUUUGCGUCCUACCGCAGUGGCGUAG
Molecule: messenger RNA, 1776 nt
Organism: Diaporthe amygdali
Lineage: Eukaryota; Fungi; Ascomycota; Sordariomycetes; Diaporthales; Diaporthaceae
Product: cyclopentanonemonooxygenase
Exons: 3
Coding region: 1-1776 (591 amino acids)
Molecular function (GO): NADP binding; N,N-dimethylaniline monooxygenase activity; flavin adenine dinucleotide binding
Source: RefSeq, a predicted model, not a curated record